Molecule: messenger RNA, 1071 nt
Organism: Cadophora gregata
Lineage: Eukaryota; Fungi; Ascomycota; Leotiomycetes; Helotiales; Ploettnerulaceae
Exons: 1
Coding region: 1-1071 (356 amino acids)
Source: RefSeq, a predicted model, not a curated record
AUGGCGUUUGGAACCCAGGGCUACGGGCACGUGGUCCAGGCUCUGGAACUUAGGAACACAUCCUCAGACGAGUUUUCAGAUGAAGAUGGGUAUCAUUUUGACGAUUUGGAAGGAAAGGAAAAACGGUUACAGAGGCAAGAAUCUCUUCGAUCCGCACAAACACUACUCGAAAAGGUCGGCAACGGCCUGGCAGCUCAAGAAGGCAUCAGACGUUCUGGGGAGCAAAUCAUCCAGGCAUUUGACAAGAUCUUAGCGAUCAUUUACAGCGCUCGGCACGAAGAGAAAGACGGAGGUGACUCUGUCAGAAUUUGGCGCGAGAGGGUGGUCGAAGAGGUAACCAAAAAGCCCACGAUCAUGAAGAACCCCUUCACAUCUGACUUCCUCAUCGCGGUGGAAGAAGUGAUGGAAUACAGUCAUGCUAUCGUACAGCUCGCGGGCUCUGUAGACUCCUUAGAGGAGUUGCAAUCCGCGGAAGACAUUGAUUACAUUAACAUGGACUUCAAAGACACCUCUGGAACACAGUGGGAUGAGACGGAAGACACUCCGGAAACAGGUGCCAGGUUUGCGUCAAGUCUCUGUACCGCCCCUAUGACACCAAAGCAUCAAGCAUUGACCAACGAGACCCACUCUCAGGCUACGACGGGUUGCAAAAGUGGUAAUGCUGCUUCAGAUCUCGUGGGCAAUAACACCAAACCAGGCGGCGGCGAACAGAAGGCAGAGGAGAAGUCACACGAUGUCAGCUCAUCAGCUCCAGAGAAUGGCGCAAGUACAGAGCUUGCCGAAGCAGUCCAGACAUCGCGCAACGAGUUGGAAGAACACAACAUUGUCAAAGAAGACGCCCUCAAGCGAGGUAUCAGUAACUGGUAUAAUGCCAGUAAAAAACCCAACGAAGCCGAAGCUCUGGAUACUCCAGCUAUCACCAAAUUGUGCCUUGAUAUUAUUGAGAGCCAUUUCUAUCCUCUUGGGAUAGUCAAGCAAGCAAUGAAUGUGUUAUCACUGAAACAUUUUCGUGAAGACAAGAGCAAUGGAGACACGACCGGAAUAUCAGACAUUGAGUUGUGUUCUCCAUAA